AUGGCGCAACCACAGCAGACGAUGGCGAUGCCAGACCUGUCGAACGCGAUUGUGGCGCAGGACGAGAUGGGCCGGCCAUUCAUCAUUGUGAAGGACCAGGGCAACAAGAAGCGGCAGCACGGGCUGGAAGCGAAGAAGUCGCAUAUCCUGGCGGCUCGGUCGGUGGCGUCGAUCAUCAAGACGUCUCUGGGGCCGCGGGGGCUGGACAAGAUCCUGAUCUCGCCAGACGGUGAGAUCACGAUUACGAACGACGGGGCGACGAUUCUGUCGCAGAUGGAGCUGGACAACGAGAUCGCGAAGCUGCUCGUGCAGCUGUCGAAGUCGCAGGAUGACGAGAUCGGGGACGGGACCACGGGGGUGGUGGUUCUGGCGGGCGCACUGCUCGACCAGGCGCUGGAGUUGAUCGAGAAGGGCAUCCACCCGAUCCGGGUGGCGAACGGGUUCAACGAGGCGGCCAAGAAGGCCGUCGCGCACCUGGAGCAGCAGGCGGACGACAUGUCUGCGGACCCGGAGGUGUUCCGGGAGUACCUGUUCAAGGCGGCGAAGACGUCGCUGGGGUCAAAGAUCGUGUCGAAGGUGCACGACACGUUUGCGCAGAUGGCGGUGGACGCGGUGAUGGCGGUCGUGGACGAGGGCCGCAAGGACGUGGACUUCGAUCUGAUCAAGCUAGAGGGCCGUGUCGGUGGCUCGUUGGGAGACUCUGCGCUGAUCCACGGUGUGGUGCUGGACAAGGACUUUUCGCACCCGCAGAUGCCGAAGGAGGUGAAGCCCAAGGAGGGGAAGGACGGCGUCAAGCUGGCCAUUCUGACCUGCCCCUUCGAGCCUCCCAAGCCGAAGACGAAGCACAAGCUGGACAUAACGACGGUGAAGGAGUACCAGAAGCUGCAGGAGUACGAGCAGGAGAAGUUCAAGGAGAUGAUCGAUUACGUGAAGCAGUCCGGCGCGGACGUCGUCAUCUGCCAGUGGGGGUUCGACGACGAGGCGAACCACCUGCUGCUGCAGAACGAGCUGCCGGCUGUCAGAUGGGUAGGCGGCCAGGAGCUCGAGCUGAUCGCAAUUGCCACCAACGGCCGGAUUGUGCCGCGCUUCCAGUCGCUCUCUCCGGAGAAGCUGGGGACGUGUGGCUCGAUCCGCGAGCUCGAAUUCGGCACUACCAAGGAGCGGAUGCUGGUGAUCGAGGAGUGUUCGAACAGCAAGACCGUCACCUGUUUCCUCCGCGGCUCCAACAAGAUGAUUGUCGACGAGGCCAAGCGUGCGCUCCACGACUCUCUCUGUGUCGUGCGUAACAUGAUCCGCGAUUCCCGCGUCGUGUACGGUGGCGGUGCUGCCGAAGUUACAAUGUCUCUUGCCGUGGCAAGUGAGGCUGACAAGCAACGCGGAAUUGACCAGUAUGCGUUCCGUGCUUUUGCCCAAGCUCUGGAUUCCAUUCCGAUGAUCCUAGCCGAAAACUCCGGUCUCGACCCAAUUGAGACGUUGACGACUGUGAAGAGCAAGCAGGUCAAGGAGAACGUCUCCACCAUUGGUGUGGACUGCUUGGGCAAAGGCUCCAACGAUAUGAAGGAGUUGUUCGUAGUUGACCCAUUGAUUGGCAAGAAACAGCAAAUCUUGUUGGCAACGGAAUUGUGCCGGAUGAUCUUGAAGAUCGAUAACGUCAUCAUUAGUGGUAAGGACGAGUACUGA
This is a messenger RNA of Eremothecium gossypii ATCC 10895, 1680 nucleotides long. RefSeq names its product chaperonin-containing T-complex subunit CCT5 (gene CCT5). The record is from RefSeq and is marked provisional. The transcript has a single exon. Bases 1 to 1680 code for a protein of 559 amino acids. NCBI's taxonomy places the organism in Eukaryota, Fungi, Ascomycota, Saccharomycetes, Saccharomycetales, Saccharomycetaceae. Gene Ontology annotation, molecular function: ATP hydrolysis activity; ATP-dependent protein folding chaperone; ATP binding. Gene Ontology annotation, cellular component: chaperonin-containing T-complex. Gene Ontology annotation, biological process: protein folding.